Orbicella faveolata is the source of this 2115-nucleotide messenger RNA. RefSeq lists its product as uncharacterized. The record is from RefSeq and is a predicted model, not a curated record. NCBI's taxonomy places the organism in Eukaryota, Metazoa, Cnidaria, Anthozoa, Scleractinia, Merulinidae.
CACACUGUGUCUUAUUCAGCAUUAUGACUCAAUUCUUGGCAAUCUCUGUUCUGACGCUCUGCUUAACCUCAGCUCUUGGACUCAAGUGCUACACGUGUAACAGCAUGGAAAGUCAAGAGGAUUGCGUAAAACAACAGCAGCUUGUGACCUGUGCUUCUGGUAUGGACCGCUGUCAACAACUGUUUACUACCUUCAAUAAUGGAAGCAUCAUGAACAAACAGUUUGUGAAACGGUGCUCAGAAGUCGAAACCUGCAAUGAGGCCUCAAUUACAAUAUCCUUAGUAUGCAAGGAUCCCGAUUGGACGUGUUCACACAGUUGCUGUGACCAGGAUGCCUGCAAUGAGAGUGAGUACCAAUGUCGUUUGCAGGGCACGAGAAUCUCAAGAAGAGAGACUGAAAUUUGCAAAUAAAAGACACAGAAAUCUCAAACUAUGCGACAAAAUCGUGUAAUUUCUUUUGUGAAAAAUAGCAACUUAUCUAUUUUUAUAGUCGGAGUUUCCGGAAAAUUCCCAACAUCACAUUAAAACGGUAACAUAUACCCUCUUGCUCUCGAAAUCUCGAUGAUACUUCAAUACUUAAGUUGUUUUUGUGACAUUUGCAAUAUGUCUUUUCACGUUCUAUGUAAUGUUUUAUAAGUAGAAAAUUGUUCUGGAUGGUCAGAAUAUUUAGAAAACUACAAAUUUUUUCCAACGGUCAUGAAUGUACAAGCGUCACAAUGUCGUCGAUCCCCGCGAGUGGUUCUACUCCCAUUAAAUGGGCCAUGAAAAUGUGCGAAUUUCGCGGGCGUUAGGUAUGUAAAAGAAGGCGUUGGUAGUAACCGAAGGUACACAAAGCCUGUUUUACUGUUUCUUUGUUUUUGCAGUGGAAGGAUCCAGUGAAGCCCCAGUCCCCACCCCAAGGCCUCUCCAGUGCUAUCACUGCAUCUCUAUCAAGAGUUGGGAUGACUUUGAUGACGUCAGAGAAGUGCUAAGUUGCUCUGAUGAUGAGGAACAGAGCUGUGCUAAACUCGGUUUACACGGAGAACGCAGUGGCGAGACAAUUCAAGGAUAUUUCAGAGGAUGUUUUGAUACAUCGUUGUGCGAGGACGACAAUGAUUGCAAGUUUGAGUCUGAUGAUGAAUCCCUAACAAUCACCAAGUGUGACUUCAGCUGCUGCACCGAGGACUUGUGCAAUAAAGCUAUAGCAGUACCAAUGAUCAGCGUCAUCACACUGUUGGCAUGCGCUCUUCAGGCUGUUCUCAUUUAGGUCAAUGGAACAAUUUAAGGUGGCUACCUGUAGUUUUAGGACUGCACGCGCACUGAGUACGAAAACUGUAGUUAUCCGUCUGCGCUCAUUGGAAAACAUUAGAGUUUUACACUAUUUUAGGAAAAACCGACAGUGAAUUUUCUCGUGUUUCUGCGGUGAGAUUCCACGUAGUUUUCAGGCUGGUUAUAACUAUUUUACUUUAUUUGACAUUUUUCGUUUUGAAUGGAAAUCUAUCUGAUCAACCUUUUGCGCGAAGAGAUCGGAAAAGACAUAAAAUUGCAAAAUUACGAAGAAACUGCCAUUCCAACCCCUACUUUCUACGCGUUUUUUUUAUACCAAGGCAGAUUUGACGUACUUUGAGAGUUUUGUUAGAUCUCGCGGAAGAAACUUAAAAGAAAAUCACAAUUAAAGCCACAUAGACAGUGAAAACGCAUUUGUUUGUUUGACUAAAAGCCAUGAUUAUAACAUCGAUGAUUGCAUAAGACUAUCACGUUUGAUAGGCCGGGUGAAUUGGAGGAAGAAACGGGCUCGAAAUAUAACACUAGUACACGCAUUACUAGGAAGUGCCACCUUGAGGCCACCCUCUUUGAUUAGCAAUCUCGUUCGCCGUGCAGAUGUUUCCUUUCUGUUUGACUCUAUUAACAGAAAACAUUAAGGCAAAACAAAAUAAAAGAGGUGUAAUACCAAAUGAGCUAGCUCUGGAAGAUGUCACUUUUAAUAUCAUGUAAAAAUCACUCAGAGGGUUUGAUUGUCUUAUCCCUUUGGGUAAGCUAUUUGGCAACACAGCCCGCUUUAGCUGAAACUUCGCUUACGAUAAAAUUACAAUAAUUAUUAUACAUUGUAGUCACUAUCUGUCUUCUCAUUGGCUAA